Molecule: messenger RNA, 2455 nt
Organism: Nicotiana tabacum (common tobacco)
Lineage: Eukaryota; Viridiplantae; Streptophyta; Magnoliopsida; Solanales; Solanaceae
Product: NAC domain-containing protein 91
Biological process (GO): regulation of DNA-templated transcription
Molecular function (GO): DNA binding
Source: RefSeq, a predicted model, not a curated record
AUUAAAACGCGGUCUCUUUCUUUAUCUUUGCUUGGGUAUUGGGUUUCUUACAAAAUCACAGUCACAUCACUCAUAUGUCACUUUCUCUGAUGUUUCCUCUUUAUUGUUGAAUUUUCCAGGAAUCUUUUUGUAAUUCGUUAAAAGGGUUCUCCACAUCACCCAUUCAACACCCUUUUAUUAGUAUUUCUUUUUCUCUAAUUCAGCUCAAAUCAAUAGUCCAUUCUUUCACUUUUUUUUUCUUUUUGGAUUUUUUAUUUUAAGUUUGAAUUUUGGUGAUGGCCGUAAUUGCUGGAGAUAAUUCGAUCGCCGGACUUCCGGUGGGCAAACACUUGGGAGUUCCACCAUUGAAUACUUUACCUGUUGGAUAUCGUUUUCGGCCCACGGAUGAGGAGCUUGUCAAUCAUUAUUUGCGCUUGAAGAUCAAUGGUUGUCACGACAAAGUUGCUGUCAUUCGAGAAGUUGAUAUCUGCAAAUUCGAGCCCUCGGACUUGCCUGAUUUGUCUGUGGUAGAGUCGAAGGACAAUGAUUGGUUCUUCUUCUGUCCCAUAGAUAGGAAGUACCAAAAUGGGCAGCGAUUGAACCGAGCAACAGAACAAGGCUACUGGAAAGCUACUGGUAAAGAUAGGAAUAUAGUUACUAAGAAGGGGGCUAAGAUUGGGAUGAAGAAGACUUUGGUAUACUACAUUGGGCGAGCUCCUGAAGGGAAGAGGACUAAUUGGGUGAUUCAUGAAUAUCGUGCAACUGACAAGUCAUUGGAUGGUUCACACCCUGGACAGGGAGCCUUUGUGCUUUGUCGUCUAUUUAAGAAGAAUGAGUUGAAGCAAGAUGAAAAUGUUGAAAGUUCACACUUGGAUGAGGUUCAACAGCUUGUUUCUUCUCCUGCUGUUGGAAAAUCACCUGAUGAUGAAAUAUCAGAUGCAGUGGCUCCAUCUCCAAUCAUGGAAAGUGAUAGUGAUAAAAGAAAUCCACCAAAAAUCUCUGGAGGCGAAACACAUGGCACAAGAUUACCUAUUGAAAGUCGUGGCGAUAGUUGCACUGUUGAUGAUACUGAAGAUCAGAUGUUGGACAUAACAUCAGUACCAUCGGAUCCCGAGUUAGAGAAAUUAUUGGAAAUCUUUUGUGACACUUCACCACAGCAUCUUGAUUGGAAGAUCUGCUCCCCGUUGCAUGCACAGUUGCAGGUGGAGUUUGGAUCUUCGUACUUACAUGCUCCUGUGAUCAAUGAGAUGAGCCAUGAUCAAAAGGAUGUCCAGUUUCAGAAUGGAACAAAUGCCUUUGAUAUUAAUGAGUUUUUCAACUCAGUUCUUGACAGCUCUGAUGAGCUUUCCUAUGAAGAUUCUGGACUGGAAUUGAGGACAGUCCAGUUUGCAUCAAACAGUAUUAACACUAUAACAAGGUCACCAGUUAAGGACUUUGGAUUGUGUAGUGAGUCGAAGGCACAAGUUAUGCAAGAGCCAGUUGGGACAGAUUUUUUUGAACCCGAGGUGCUGCGGGGAAAUUCUGCGCAGACUGCACUAACGAGAGAGGUUAAUUCUGUUGCAACUACAGUGGAAGUGGCGUUUGCGACACCUAAUGUUAGCAAUGAUCACUCGAUGGGGAAUCUUGACUUCCUUAACAAUGACUACCCUGGAGAUGCUGCUUUGUCUGCUGGUUCUGGUGGAAUGCAGGUCCCGUUCUUACUAAAUGUUGAAGACUCUAGCACUUAUAGCACUGUAGGCAGUGAUUCUGGUUUUGGAACUGGAAUAAAACUAAGGACUCGGCUCAAGCAGAAUCAACCUGAUGACAAGCAGUUUGGAUCUGGAACACAAGGAACUUCUCAUAGAAGAAUACGUUUCCAAAUGAAACUUCAAGCUGGAAGUGUUCAGUGUCGUACGCCUAUUGAUUCUGAUAAGGGUGGAGCAAAUUACAAAGGACUGUUAACUGUGUCUGAGAGUGAUAAAUUCUCCAUUGAAGACAGUUCUACUGCUGGAGCUGCUAUCUCCAGUGAUAAGACACAAGAUACCAUGUGCAAAGAAUUUAAAGGGUAUGGUCGAGUGGCUGAAGACUUGAGUGCAAAUGCGAAAGAUACAGAUGAUUUUCCAGUUGAUGAAGCUUCAAAGACGGCAGCAUUGAGUUCAUUUUCAUCAAGUUUCUACAUAUCCAAGGCACUCGUAGCUGUAAGUGUAAUCAUAGUCUUCUUAGGAAUUCUGGGGAUAUGCUUUAAGCUGAGAUAGUCUGCUUCCCCAAACGUAAUUUUGUAAAUAAGUUGUUGAUGGAUGAUAAGAGGUGCUCGCAGUAGCAUGAACCCGCUUACCUGUUUUAUAGCUGAGGAGCUCGAGCUGAGACAGAUUGUAAGUUAAUAGUAGUAUAGUUUACAACUGGCUUCGUUUUGUACAUAAGUUUCUGAAAUAGUACCAUAUCGUGUAUGGAUUUCAGUUAAUUUAGAUCUUAUCCAAAGAUUUGUAUAAUAUGAUCA